AUGGACUCCGCCAAGACCUUCGAACUCGUGACACCGCUCUCCGUCUCGCGCGCCCUCCUCAACACCAGCAUCUCUCUAUCAUUAUUCCUGUCGCCCCUCGCUGCGCUCCCCGGCCCCUGGUACGCCGCCAUCUCUGACUUCUGGCUCACCACCCAUGUCGUCCGCCUGCGACAAUGCCGAGCCGUUCAAGAUCUCUUCGAACACGUCUACUGCGUGCACAAAUUCGACAAGAGCUCGUACUACAAGAGCGUUAUGACAAACAACAACGAUCAUGCAAUGACCACCCUUCCCCACGCGGAACACGCCGUCCGUCGCAAGGCCUAUUCGCCCCACUACAUACCCUCCAACCUCGCCCUGUUUCAGACUGACUUGCAGGAUCUUUGCCUGAAAUUGGUUGACAUCCUCGGCGGUGCAUCCGGCAGCGCAUCCGUCGACUGCUUGGAUUUGUUGCGUCACCUCAUGGUGGACAUCAUUGGGACUACCGUCUUUGGGCGUUUGCCUGGUUCCCUGGACAAUUGGGCAAAGGACAUCCAGGACCCCCUUGCGACCGCUGUGUACGACUUUCCCAAGCGGGGUAUUCUUCGCAGCGCCGUGCCGACUUGGGCAUGGAACCUUGUGUGUCGCAUCCCGAAUGACCGCUUGCGCCAGGUCUGCGACUCCGACAGGAUUAUGGCACAGUUCGUAGCUGGUCGUCUCUACGAGAUGCGCACCAAGUUGCAGGCAGGACCUUUGCCUCUUCUUCAACGCAUGCUGCUCCACCGGGUCUUCGCUACCAACGAGUGCAUGCCAGACAAGGACAUCAUAUCCGAGGCUAUGGGCCACCUGGUCGCCGGCGUUGACACGUCUUCCACAACGCUCUCGUACCUACUUUGGGAGCUGAGCCGCCGCACUGACAUCGCGAAGCGCCUUCAAACCGAGCUCGACGAUGCCAUGCCCGAUCGCGCUGUAAUCCCCGAUGCCGUCACGCUCACCAAGCUGCCGUACCUCAACGCUUUCAUCAAGGAAGGCCUUCGUGUCUACGGUGCCGCGCCCUCGCUUCUGGAGCGUGUCGUCCCAUCGACCGCUCCUUCCGGUCUGGAUGACUCCUUUGAUCUCAUGGGUACGCGCAUGCACCGCGACGCCGGCGUGUUCCCCAGCCCUGAGACCUUCCUACCUGAAAGGUGGCUGGCCGUCGAGGGUGUUGAAGGCGAGGAGGAAAGGCUUGCCAUGAUGACCCAGCACAUGAUGCCAUUCGGUGUAGGUAGCAGGAUAUGCGGCGGCCAGAACCUGGCGCAGCUUGUCAUGCGUAUGGCCGUGGCUGCAGUUGCGAGGAACCUGAAUGUCGCCGCGGACGCUGCUCAGACGAACGAAAGGAGCAUGGAGAUGCGCGACGCUUUCGUGCUCUUCCCCGCUGCGAAGGAAUGCAAGCUCACCUUUAACGCGCGCAAGAACUGAGCACAGACGAACUCGACGACGCGAAGACCUUUCCAAUUCACCCUUUGUACGCUAUUCCCGUUUAAUUCCCGGCGCGCCUCGGACUGUGAGAUGUUUUCGUGGUGUUUGUUUAUCGACCUGCUGUCCAUUCGCUCUGUAUGCAGCUUUCGGUUCAUUUGUUGUCGUUGGUUCUUUGCACGGUGUCUUCGUGUACAACAGUGACGAGCGGAGUAGAAGCCUAUCCGGACCCUCGAGGAGGAUGAGCCUAGAUACCUACGAGGUGAACGAGAAACCAGUAUGAUACAUCACGCAUAAGUUAGUAUAAUCAUCAGUUAAGUAGGCCCUUAGCCAU
Fomitopsis serialis is the source of this 1765-nucleotide messenger RNA. RefSeq names its product cytochrome P450. The record is from RefSeq and is a predicted model, not a curated record. Bases 1 to 1434 code for a protein of 477 amino acids. NCBI's taxonomy places the organism in Eukaryota, Fungi, Basidiomycota, Agaricomycetes, Polyporales, Fomitopsidaceae. The transcript has 14 exons. Gene Ontology annotation, molecular function: heme binding; monooxygenase activity; iron ion binding.